AAAACAAAAACAAAAAACCACUUGAGUCAUAUUACAAAUAAUUCUCUCAUUAGCUGUCUUUUCUGUGUUUCAUAUAUUUGAACCUUCAAGUCAGAUCUAUAAAUUAUUUUAUGAUUUAUGGGAGAAAAAACACAACUUUGUUGAGAGAUGAUUUAUUCAUUCAUUAUUAGGCAGCUAUCUAUAACUGUUGUUUGGUAAUAGUGUUUGUUAACUGAUUAAAAAAGAAGGGGCAACGUAGUAUAGCAUGAGGCAGCAGCCAGAAACAUAGUGGUAGAAUGACUUCAGUUGGAUGAAAUGCUGUCUUUUUUGGUUUCAGGUCCCAAAAGUCACCUACACUGAAUUCUGUCAAGGUCGGACGAUGAGAUGGGCCUUAGCUUGGAGUUUUUAUGAUGAUGUAACAGUACCAUCACCACCAAGUAAGCGAAGAAAACUAGAGAAACCAAGGAAACCCAUUACGUUUGUGGUGUUGGCGUCUGUGAUGAAAGAGUUGUCUCUGAAAGCAUCGUCUCUGGGCUCCAAGACGGGGGAAGGCAUCGUGGUCGUCACCACGUGGAUUGAAAAGAUUCUCACUGAUUUGAAGGUCCAGCAUAAACGAGUUCCCUGUGGAAAAGAGGAAGUUAGCCUUUUCCUAACAGUCAUAGAAAACUCCUGGAUUCAUUUAAGGAGAAAGAAAAGAGAGCGAGUGAGACAACUAAGAGAAGUCCCUCGUGCUCCCGAGGAUGUCAUUCAGGCCUUGGAGGAGAAGAAAUCCACGCCCAGAGAGCCCGGCAACAGCCAGGAGAGGGCGCCGUGCGGGCCUGCUCUGCGGGAGGGCAAGCCUGCCGACGCGGAGGGCCAGGGCCUGAGCCAGGAGUCGCUGUCCCCGGAGGAAAACCCAGAACCCAUGGAGGACGAAAGGAGUGAGGAGAAGGGAGAGAUGGAGGUUUUGGAAAGCUGUAAAGGCUCUAGCAACGGAGCCCAGGACCAAGAGGCUUCUGAGCAGUUCAGCAACCCUGUGGCCGCCACGGGGAAGCGUCUCCCAGGCAUGGCUGGGCAGUACCUGUUUAAGUGCUUGAUCAAUGUUAAGAAGGAGGUGGACGAUGCCUUAGUUGAAAUGCACUGGGUUGAGGGCCAGAACAGGGAUUUGAUGAACCAGCUUUGCACCUACAUACGUAACCAAAUUUUUCGGCUUGUUGCUAGUUAACUGGAAACAUCUUGAACAGCUGGAGGCGUGUUUCUAGGAGCUGGCUUUGGAGUGGCUGUGGGGUGGCAGGAGGAAUCCUGUGAGUAGUCCAUUUGUAGCAUUACGGGCCACUGACACGAUUUAUCUUCAGAAACAAGAACCUGUGAAUCUAUCCCACGUCCCCCCACCGCCUUCCUGCUGUUGUUUUUAAGUUACAGGAGUAGUUGUAUGGUCGUUUACAAGGAGGAAUUGUGGUUGUAACAACAGAAGGCCCUUGGUACACUCCCAAGGCUUUGAAAGCUGGCUAGAGCUGGGCCCCUCAGCUGUGGACUGCUUCUGCACAGCCAGAAGUGCUGGAGUGUGGGCUGGGCAGCACUGCCUAGAAUGCCAUGCUCUGUCACCCAGGGGUGUUCCUUGAGGAGCAGCAGCUCUCUCUGCCUCCAGUCGGAGGCCCUGGUACCCUCUUCUAUGUCACUCUUCAAGAUGGAACCUACCUUGCAUCAGUCCACGAAGGGAGCCAGCCCCAUGGUGGGUGGUGGGGAGUCGGGGAAAGAAACCUUAUAAUGGCAGGAAGAAGGACCAGUCUGGGGAGCACCUGGUAGAUGGCACAUUCCUGACACGUAGCUGUUUUGUUUUGCUUACUUCGGAAGCAGAAUUAGGUAAGCCAGACUCCUGAGUGUGACUGAGGCACACAGAAGGCACCCAUACCUCCCCCUCCAGCCUGUUCAAAGUACCCUUUUGUAGCAGUUUUACAACUGCAUGAGUUUCGUUUGGACAUCUGAAGUAAAGCUUGUUUUGUUUUUAAUAUAAGAAUAUUCACAAAUUAAAAACCAGUGGUCUGUUUGAAUCCUGGGGUUGGCUGAGUGAGCGACUGAUGACAGAAAUGACAAAUGGAACAAAACAGUAUGUGCCGUAGGUGGCUGCAGAAAGGCUCAGAUGUUUGGUUGCUGAUCUGACACCGUUUUUUGUGGCUUCGCUUAUAAUCCCUUCUGUGCUUGCCUGCUCACAUUGGAGAGUUCUGAGCCUGGGGUAACCGUGUGCUUAAAACAUGUUUCUAAUACGAAUGCCAGGGUCCUGUAGAAAUAACCCCUGGAAAACUGGCAACCUUUUGCUGUGCUUGACUUUUAACAGCCUGAUGAUGCAUCAGCAGCCUAGGGUUCUAUUUAGACUAAAAUCUUUGCCGGAGCUCCUUGCUAUCGGCUAAGAAGACGGGGGCUGAGUAGCUAAGCCACCCUUCUGAGAGGUGGCUGUUGGUUAGGACAGAAAGCUGAUGACCUUGGCAUAUCUUGGCAGCAGCUAGAUCAGGCCCUCAGCAAAGACACAGGAAAUGGAACGACUAUGCUUUAGUCUGGCUGUGGAGCUGGGGCUAGAGAAGACAGCACAGUGACCAGUGGUGUUUUUGUCGGUUUGUUUGUCUGGAGAUGGCAUUUCACGCUUGUUGCCCAGGCUGGAGUGCAUGGUGCAAUCUCGACUCGAUGCAGCCUCCACCUCCCAGGGUCAAG
Molecule: messenger RNA, 2664 nt
Organism: Sapajus apella (tufted capuchin)
Lineage: Eukaryota; Metazoa; Chordata; Mammalia; Primates; Cebidae
Gene: METTL16
Product: methyltransferase like 16
Exons: 3
Coding region: 290-1183 (297 amino acids)
Biological process (GO): rRNA base methylation
Cellular component (GO): nucleus
Molecular function (GO): 23S rRNA (adenine(1618)-N(6))-methyltransferase activity
Source: RefSeq, a predicted model, not a curated record